CAUUAUUAGUUCAAUUAUCACUCGAGGGUUGAGCGUGCAAACACUAUUACGGGAUCGCACUUGAAACAUUUGUGCAAUAUGAGGUGGUAUAGUUUUGGUGUAGCGUUCGUGUUGGUUGUGUGUGGAGAUGUCUGUGCGGGGGCUGGCGACUCCCAGUGCGAGGUGGCGGCGGUGUGUGUGACGGACCUGACGGACGAGGACUGCGGCGCUGGCUACAAGAUGAUGCCAAAUUCAAACAUAUUCAACUGCUGCCCGCGUUGCGUCCUUGACACUGAACCUGAUCCAGAGACGCCCUGCCCGGCAACAGCUAACUGCCUGCCUGAUGGAACAUACGCGCCCGUGCAGUGUAAGGGCGAUAAUUUUCUAGGAAGAUGUUUCUGUACCAAUGCGGAAGGUAAACGUAUAUUUGGACAAAUGUGGAGAAGCGAUGCAGACAAAAUGACUUGUGCUUGCAGCCGCAAGCGCGCGGACCUGGAGGCUGCGGGGCGCACGGACGUGACCCUGCACUGCACGGCGCAGGGGGACUACGAGCCGCUGCAGUGCGACGACGGGGUCUGCUGGUGCGCCGAGCCAAGCACCGGCCAGCCCACCGUCGCGCCCGUGGCUGAGGCUGAUAUGACCAGGCUGCCGUGUUACAGCAAAACUCAGAUGGGCGAGAGUUAUCUGAGAAAGUGCGAGAGUGUGGUGCACGCUUUGGCGGUGAUUCAGCGGGAACAAAUCGAACACGGGACCAACUUCCUGGGGAACCCCGUCAUAUUCUGCGACUACGACGGCAGCUUCGGGCCUGUCCAAAUAAGAAACAAUAUUGCGUACUGUACAAACCGAGAAGGCGAUAUCGUGGGUUCUUGGGGCACCCCUCAGAGCGAAAUGACCGGCAUGAACUGCAAUUGCGCGCUGGACACCACCGUGCACUACCCCGCGGCCGGGCUGUCUGUCAGCCAGUCGUGUCUGCCGAACGGCAACUACGACCCCAAGCAGCAGGCGGGUGAGCAGCGCUACUGCGUGGACUCCGACGGCUACCAGGCCAGCCCGUAUGCCGCCACCUGGCCUGACGACUGCAUCGACUACGCUUAAACGACUGUACCGAUAUCAUUGUCGCAAACAAGUCGAGAUUUUUAGGCGAUAUCUCGGAUGAUGUAUUGACUUGGUAUCGCUACCGAGUCGACAAUGAUGUAGUUUAGGUCGGAAUAGAACUUAAAAAAUAGUUUGGUUGGUAUAUUUUCUGUACUGUAUGUAAAAAUAAAGAUGAUUAAUUGUUGAUUA
This is a messenger RNA of Plutella xylostella (diamondback moth), 1263 nucleotides long. Lineage: Eukaryota; Metazoa; Arthropoda; Insecta; Lepidoptera; Plutellidae. The record is from RefSeq and is a predicted model, not a curated record.